UGAAGAUGAUAAUGAAAGCAUUAAGGAUAUUCAACAAGCUUAUGAUCAAUUAGUUGAAGAAUUCCUCAAGGAGAAUAAGAGAGUGCAUGCAUUGAGCGUGAGGCUCAAAAUGAGUGAAGAUGAAAAGCAAGCACUCUACAUAGACUUAGUUAAGUCAAAAGAUCAUUAUUAUGGGCUUGAAGAGGACAUUAAGUCUUUAAAGGACAAAGUGAGCUUCCUAGAGAGUGAAUGUCAUGGGCUUGUCGAGUCUAAGAAGAGUCUAGAGUUUAAGUUGAUAAAACUUGAUAGAGGCUUUCAUGAAUCACAAGAGUUUUCUGAAAAAUGUUGUCUAUAG
Ilex paraguariensis (yerba mate) is the source of this 334-nucleotide messenger RNA. NCBI's taxonomy places the organism in Eukaryota, Viridiplantae, Streptophyta, Magnoliopsida, Aquifoliales, Aquifoliaceae. The record is from the annotation of a GenBank genome assembly.